Molecule: messenger RNA, 321 nt
Organism: Ostertagia ostertagi
Lineage: Eukaryota; Metazoa; Nematoda; Chromadorea; Rhabditida; Trichostrongylidae
Source: the annotation of a GenBank genome assembly
AUGAAGUCAAACAGAUCUAACUUCGCCGCGUGCUCGCUGAAGGAAGAUCUAAUUGUAGCUGGAGGAUACUCAGCCUCGAAGACAAUCUCGGGGGUAGAAAAAUUCGACGGAAAACAAUGGACGGACCUGCCGGAUCUUCCCGCUAAUCGCAGCGCGAUGAGAAUACUGAUACUGCCAGAUUUUCGCGAUUUUGCCCUAUCCAAGCUGGGGAGCGAUGAGGACCAAAAGAAAUGGAGGGAGGAGGAAGCACGGGCAGUUAUUGAUAAAAGCAUGUCAACGCAAAGGAUCAGAAAUGAAGGAGAACCUCAUCAUCUUCCCUAA